Molecule: messenger RNA, 3499 nt
Organism: Venturia canescens
Lineage: Eukaryota; Metazoa; Arthropoda; Insecta; Hymenoptera; Ichneumonidae
Gene: Nplp1
Product: Neuropeptide-like precursor 1
Exons: 5
Coding region: 88-1956 (622 amino acids)
Source: RefSeq, a predicted model, not a curated record
GGCAACGUCUCCAAGAGCAGCGUUAUCGUUAAGAACAUCGAGGGAGGGAAAAUCCUUUUGGAAAAACAGUUUAACGGGCCGGGGAACAUGGCGCUCUCGAGAAGACAUCUGCUGAGUCUGCUCUGGGCUUUUGUCGUCCACGAAUAUUGUCUCCACACGGUGAGCUGCCAGGAGGAUGACAGCAGCCGUUGUUUACCUCGCAAAACAUUCUUCGCCCUUCUACGCCUUCCUGAAGUUGGUUCGAAUCUGGCCGCGUAUUCAAGGACAGCUCGAAUCAUUCAGGACGCCAAAGAUCGCACGGACUACGUUAAUCUCAAGAGCCACAUGAGCAACGAGGACGGAGAAGAUGCGAAGAUUUGCUUGCCGCCUGGGGUUUAUCUCGAUUUGUUCAACGACCCGGAAACCCGCGGUCAUCUGAGCGCCGGUGGUCGAGCACAAAAGAUGUUCGACGAUCCUAUGGAUCGGGCCGCUGAUAUCGUUGACCCUGGCGCCGAGGAUAUCGUCGACUCGGAGAAGAGAAGUAUCGCCACACUCGCGAAAAAUGGUGACUUACCGAUUUCUAUUCAGGACCGCAGCCAGACCGACGCCGCGAACAGCGAUGCCUCCGGGCAAAGAGCAAGGUUCGAUUCCCUGAGCAGCGAGUCCCUCGACGGCCUCAUGAAGAUUCUUGCCGACAGCGGAAUCGAGGAUCGGCACAACCUACCGGAAAUCGCGGCCGAGUACACCCUCCCCAAUGGUGAGCUAAACCUCGAAGCACUCGCCCGGGACUUCCCACCAGCUGGUAAGAGGAACGUCGCUUCACUGGCCCGAGAUUUCGCUUUGCCUGUGCAAAGCUCUUCGUCCAGUGGAAAGAGGAACAUCGCUGCCCUGGCCCGGGACUACGGCUUACCCAGCGGCAAAAGAAACGUUGGUACUUUGGCCCGCGAUUGGAUGUUACCGCAAAAUGGUAAGAGAAAUGUCGCUUCGUUACCGCGAAUUUAUCUGCUACCAACGCUUUAUGGAAGCGGUAAAAGGAACCUUGGCUCCAUAGCGAGCGCGAAUUACCGAUUGCGUUACGGUAAACGCUUCGUCGGUGCAUUGGCACGAUCAAGCGAUUUUCCACUCCGGGAUAACGAGAAACGAAACAUGGCGGCGUUGGCAAGAAACGGCGAUCAUUGGGGCAAACGCAACGUCGGUACUCUCGCGAGAGACUGGAGCUUGCCGAACCAAAAUCGACACGGACGCUCUUUGACCGAGCGCGAAUUAAACGCCGAACGUUUCGAUCGCGAGUUACAAAAACUCGGACUCGAGACACACCGCGACCACCAGGAUCAAGCUCAAUCUGAGACCGAGAGAAUAACGAAGCUCUCCGCGAUCAUGGACAGCUCGAAAAAACCUCUGCAAACGAGCGCUUUCGAAGCCGAAUUAACAAACGCCAAAAAUCAUAUGAUCAAAAAUGUCAUGGGAGGCAAACGCUCCAAACGCCAAAUCGACUACUCGGACGAGUACCCACUUCCGGUUAUGCAGAACACCAACGUUUUUGAUUACGAGGACAUGAUCGAGGCACUCACCGGCGAAUAUCCCAACACGCAGAAGAGAUUCAUGGGAACAGGUGACGAUACGGAGUUGCAGAACAGUGGAGAAGCAACGUCGGGGUAUAUCGACAUGUACCAACCAAGUAAGAGACAUAUCGGGGCAUUGGCACGCCACGGAUGGCUACCAUCCUUCAAGGCGGCACGAUUUUCGCGCUCCCCACGAUAUCUGGUCGGCAGGGAGGAUCCCGCAGAUGGGACCGCGUCCGACGACUCCACCAACUCGUCGGCUGGGACGUUAAAUCAUUAUCGGAGACCGAUGACCCGCUAUCUGCAGUCCUUGCAAAGAGAUUGUCGUCACGGCUUCAGAACGAAUCCACCAAUGCCUGAGAUCGAGCACGGCCUCGGCCCGAAGCUUCAUUUCAGAGUCUCCGAUUUGCUAUAGAAUAUAGUUUCCUCAAAUUUCCAUAAUAGUCGAAAACUCUGGUUGUUCUUAAUAAGCAAGCAUUAGCUCCGAGCACGCGCAUUUGUCAAGUAUUUAUCCGGUUUCCGAUCGCCGCUCUUCCCAAGUCCAGAGCUCCCACUAAUCUCGCUUGGCGAUGUCAAUGCUUUGUUUUCCUCAUUACACACCGGCAACGCGAAUCGAGAACCGAGACACUUGCAGGGGGGGAUUGAGUUUAUCGCUAAAUGCUAAACAGACCGGGCGAUCCACUGUAAAUAUAGAGGAUGCUAUUAAAUGUAGCCCCAUCGAAGGCUCUUUCGCUCUAACACAAGACAAUAACAAAAGGCACAAAUAUACUCUCCGACGUCCGUAGUUGCAAAAAACAAGAAAUUAAUAACAGAGAACAAUACAUGCAAAAUGUUGUAUAGAAAAAAAGUGAAGCAUUGGCAAAAAACGCAUUAGAGCCCCCGUCCUGUAUGCGAGAAACGAAACGAUGCAACGAAACGUGUGUUAAACGAAUAUUUACGAACGAGAGAGUUGUUCCGAGUGCGAGAAAACAAAAAAAAACAAAAAAAAAGCAAAAAAAAAACAAUUAAAUCCUCAAGUUAGCUUCGACUUUGUUUUUCCUCGCGUUUCAAUCGCUCUCUUCGCGGACUGUAAGAUGCGGGUUUAUUGUUGACGGGCUCUUGACAAAAACGUCUGUAUUACCGAAAAUUUUUGCUACUGCGUCUACAAGAUAUUCGAUGUACCUACUACUAUUUAAUGAAAAAAUACAGAAGAAAAAUUAUAUAUAUACAUGAAUAAAUAAUAUAUAAGAUAUCAGCGUAGUCGCAGGUUGCAAAAUAAUAAUUCAGAUAAAAUCCUCUGGAGUUUCGAUCUCCGAAGUUUCGUCGAUGUCAAUCGACACCGAGCUCGAUAAUCGGAACGAAUAUUUUUCCCGAAUAAAUAUCGCGUUAACGCAGCGCUCGAGAAGCGGUUACAUAGAGACAACUUAUUAGCGAAACUCGUUAGCGCUCGAGAGCGGCUAGAAAUGGAUAAUCGAAAGGGUGUUUGACCUUGGAAAUUUCGUUAGAGCUCAGCGAAUACGUCUAAACGGAUAAUUGUAAUGGUUACGUUCUCAUUGUUUCGUCAUUCGUCGGUGUAAGCUCGUAGUCCAAUAUCAAUCUACCUUAAAAACUUACUUCGUAUAUACAUAUAUGUAAAUGGAAACUUGCGGAUAUCGAGACGAGGAUUAAAACUGGAAAAGCAGCUUAAACGGAGGCGUGAUAAUCGACGAAAAUCGAAGUGGCUGGCUUCGACGUUCGGGCACGAUUAUCACUGAUAAGGAUAUCGCGUAACGACGAUCCCAAUAUAUUUUCCAUUCCCGACAAUGUUUAACCGUUUCGAGAGCACGUUUUCGAAUACGUUAAACAACGCUGAGUCAUUGCUGUGAACGACAUAUAACUUAAAUACGAAAUUUAUUGAUCUACGUGUAAUAUGUGUGUGUUGACUAUAGACAAUAAUGUGGACAUAAUAAUUGACAAUAAAAGGGAUAAUAACAUUGAAA